CCCGCGUUCGCGCUCUCAAAACGUUGCCGUCUCCCCCGUUUCCGACUAAUACAAACCCAUAUAUAUAUAUAUAUAUACAUAUAUAUUAUUAUUAUUUUGGCGCGUGGUUUAACCUACCUUAAGUUUUUACACAGUCUCUCUGUUGAUAAUAUAUAUUUAUAUACGAUACGAACAUCUAUUUUGAAUACAAUUACAUAGAAUUUUAUCAACCAAACAAACUGCCCAAUUAAAGUAAAGUAGAUAUUCAACGAGACCACCGAACUAUCAGCGAGCCAAAGCCACACAAAACAACCGCCCAAAAUCAGAAGCCAAUUUAUACACACAAAUAUAUAUAUAUAUAUAUAUAUAUCCGAAAUGGAUCUGAAGCACAGCGCCAGCGGCGCCGUCGAGAGCGCCGAUUCAUAUAUAGCCAGCAGCAAGUCAACAGACAUGAUCACGCCGAAGGACAAGGAGAGCAAAGAAAACAACAAAUCGGCCAAUGCGCCAGCCGAAGGUUACAAAGUCUAUGCGCGUCGCUGGGCGGUGCUCAUACUCUUUGUAUUCUAUUCAGCCUCGAAUGCCAUGCAAUGGAUACAAUACACCAUCAUCAACAAUAUAAUAACACGCUACUAUGGCAUCAGUGACAAGUGGGUGGACUGGACGUCCAUGAUUUAUAUGAUAUUGUAUAUACCGCUCAUAUUUCCGGGCAGCUGGUUCCUCGACAAGGUGGGUCUGCGCAUAACGGCACUCGUUGGCAUUGUGGGCACCUGCAUAGGCGCCUGGAUAAAGGUAUUUUCGGUGGAUCCGUCGCUCUUCUAUGUCAGCUUCAUAGGACAGUCAAUUGUGGCGCUUGCCCAGGUGUGCAUAUUGUCGCUGCCCGCGCGUUUGGCUGCCGUCUGGUUCGGACCCGAUCAGGUGUCAUCCGCCACCAGCGUUGGCGUCUUUGGGAAUCAGCUGGGCGUGGCCGUUGGAUUUGUGCUGCCACCGAUGCUGGUGCCGAACUCCGAGGACAUCAACCAGGUGGGCAGCGAUCUGCAGAUGAUGUUCUACCUGGUGGCCGGUCUGACCAGCAUACUGCUCGUCCUGAUGGCCAUAUUCUUCCAGGAUCGGCCGCCGACGCCGCCGUCUGCGGCACAGGAGGAGUCACAGCGUCUGGAGGGCAUGGUCGAGGAGCAGGUCAGCUUCUUGCAAUCGCUGAAGAAUCUGAUGACCAAUCGCAAUUUCAUAUUUCUGCUGCUCUCCUAUGGCAUCAAUGUGGGCGUAUUCUAUGCCAUCUCCACGCUGCUCAAUCCGGUGGUGCUCAAGUAUUAUCCAGGUCAUGAGGUCGACACAGGUCGCAUUGGCCUCAGCAUUGUGCUGGCUGGCAUGCUGGGCUCCGUUGUCUCCGGCAUAGUCCUGGACAAGACGCACAAAUUCAAGGAGACAACGCUGGCGGUCUAUGCCCUUUCCAUGGUGGGCAUGUGGAUAUUCACGUUCACGCUGGACACCGGACACAUUGCGGUGGUUUAUCUGACAGCCUCGCUGCUGGGCUUUUUUAUGACCGGCUAUUUGCCGGUGGGCUUUGAAUUUGGCGCCGAGCUCACGUUUCCCGAGCCGGAGGGCACUUCGUCCGGCCUGCUGAACGCCUCGGCGCAAACGUUUGGCAUUUGCUUUACGCUCUUCUACUCGGAGCUCUUCUACUCGUACGGGGAUGUGCCCGCCAACGUGGCCAUGGCCCUGAUGCUGAUCGUGGGCACGGCCAUCACGGCGGCCACCAGAUCCGAUUUGAGGCGGCAGAACGCGCAGGUGGCGCCCUGUGCAGCUGCUGUCAAUCCGUAAAUUAGCCAAAAAGAAAGAUACGAAAAGAGUUGAAUAAGAAAAUACACACACACGCACACCCACACACACACACACACACACGCACACCUGGGUCGCGUUUGUAUAGUUGUAUUUUUAAUGCAUAUCGUUUUUAGAUUGUUUUUUUAUUUAUUUAUUGCAUUUGUUAUUUAUACUUAUGUUUUCUGUUGUAGCUUUAAGUGAAUCAUGUGUUGGAUUUCUUAUUAAAAAUUACACACACCCACACACACACACACAUAUGUAUACAUAUACACACGCGUUUAGCUUAGGCAAUUAUUUUUUCAAUUUUAUAUAUUGGCCAAAUAAAUUGUUUUUAGAUUUUUAGCAUAAGUAAGUUGUACAUUUGAAUAAUUGCAAAAGACUUGUCGACUUAAAUUUAGCUUUAUCCUUGUUCUUUUGCGACAACAACAACAACAACAACAAGACGAAAUAUUUAUAUCCUAUUCCGAAAAUAUAUAGUAAAACACACACUUGUUACAAAUAUGUACGUUAAAGUAGUUGAAAAUUGUUUAAGCUCCAUAUUGCAGGCAUAUGCCAUACUCCUCCAGUAUUAUAGCCAAUCAUAUAUAUAUAUAUAUAUAUACAAUAUGUGUUUAUAUAGCCAAUGUUAAAAAGAGCUCAGUGCGUAUUCGACUUUAUUUUUGCAAUCUAACCUGGUUCCAUGCGCAGUUCUAGCCCAAUUUGAUGAGUCUCUCCUGUGAAAUUAUGCAUAUGCCAAACAAUUCCAACAAACCCGUAAUACAGUCAUGCGGCCCUAUAAUGAACUGGCAAAUAAACUAGACACAAAACUGGGCCUUACAAAAUUUAACCUAAAUUGAUAAUUAGAAAACGACAUUUUUAGAGGAAACACAAUUAUAUAUAUGUGCAGAUUUUGAUACGGGUCGGAAUACGCUCCUAGGCAAAAAACAAGUUGGAAAUCUGGUUAAGAACUUGGCCUAAAACCCAAGCUGGCAUAUGCCAUAUACCUUGAGGAAAAGGCUAGCUGAGCUUCAGAGUAAAAGGUGCGAUUGUGAGAAAGCUUCAUACAGAGAGAGAGAUUAAAAAAAAAGGAGUGUGUUAAAGAAGCAGUCGUUAUAGCGAAGUGCGACUGUACUUCCCAUAAUAAUUGAUAGGGUAUCAGUCAGCAACGGGGUGGGGAAAACAGUUGAACGCUUUGUGCACACCUUUUUCAAAAAGGGUUCCAAAAAUAAAUUGUUGAAAUUGUAAACGAAAGAAAAAAGAAAAGUCCACUCCAAAAUUCUACAAAUUUCCGCUGUGUACAUAAUUCUAGAGAAUUUCAGAACUAGCCAAAGAAACUGUUACAUUAUGUACAUAUAUAAACACACCUUAACAAAUGCAUGCACACCUACACACACACACACACACACACUUGCAAUCAUAUCUGAGAUGUUUUAACGUUGAUUUUGAAGUAUUUACAAUUGAAAGUCAAAUCUAAAAUAUAUACACCAUAUAUAUGAUAUAUAUGUAUACGUUUGUAAUACGUAUCAUUGUUGUGACAUAGUUGAAUUAACUAACAUCAAAUGCAGGUAAAUGCAAAUAAAUUAGCACACUUUUAAGCUGCGGUACACAAAUUGUAUUCAAUUUUGUAGAUAGCUUUAUGGCCAAUUGCCAGUAUUAUACUAUAAUAUAUAUAUACAUAUAUAGCCAAUCGUGUAGCUCACUGAACUAGAGUCAAUUCUCAGACACCAGAGACUACCUGACAUAAAAGCUGUUACUACUUAUAUACAACCUACAACAACAACAACAACAACCACCUAAAGAAAAACAAUUUGAACAGAAUUCAGUAAACAAAGAAAAGCGAAAAAGUUGCGCGUUGAAGACAAAGAGAACAUAUGGUGUGCCUAACGGUAUCCACACACUCUCUCUCACACACACACACACACACAUAGUCAAAAGUUAUUUCAUUCAAAAUGAAAAUAUAUAUAAAUAUAUAUGUAUAUGUGUAUAGUGGAAAAAGUAUUCAAUAAAACUUAACCCGUGUAUAGAGCAAA
Molecule: messenger RNA, 3806 nt
Organism: Drosophila virilis
Lineage: Eukaryota; Metazoa; Arthropoda; Insecta; Diptera; Drosophilidae
Source: RefSeq, a predicted model, not a curated record